CCUCCCCCUUCUACUUCUCCUGUCGUCACCAUCACCACGCCCCGAUACUCUGCGUACAUCCCAUCCUUCAUCCCUUCCAAGGUUCACUCACGGAUUCAUUUCCCUUGGCGGGAUCAUCAUGUCCUACUAUCCUCAGGGUCAGCCGCCCUACCAGCAACAGCAGCAACAACAACAACAACCAUAUCCACCACAAGGCUAUCACAACCAAGGACCACCUCCGCCCCAGCAGAUGAAUCACUCGGCCUACCCGCCUCCGAACCAGCCGUAUGGCCAGCAGCCUGGUUACGGUCAACCUCAAGGCUACGGUCAACAGCCCGGCUACGGCCAACCUCAAGGCUACGGCCAACCUCCCCCAGGCCCAUACGGCCCUCCACAAGGUCAAUACGGUCCACCUCAGGGGCAAUACGGUGCUCCUCCACCACCCUCCCAUCACGGCGCACCUCCGCCCUCCCAUCACGGCGCACCUCCCCCCGGUCCAUAUGGCCCACCCGGCGGCCCUCCCUACGCCGCCGCGCCACCGACCUCGGCGUCGCCCGGCUACAUCCCCGGCCAACAGUCCCACGCGGACAUGUCCCGCGCCGCCGAUGACCUCCGCGCCGCCAUGAAGGGCUUCGGCACCGACGAGCUCACCCUCAUCCGCGUCCUCGCCCCGAUGGGACCCCUCGAGAUCGCCUCGGUCAAGGCCGCCUACCAGGGCCGGCACCGCCGCGACCUGAUGAAGGACGUCCACGGCGAGACCUCCAACCACCUCCGCGAGACCCUCGAGGCCGUCCUCCGCGGGCCCCUCGACCAGGACUGCCACACCCUCCACUCCGCCGUCAAGGGCCUCGGCACCAAGGAGUCCGCCAUGAACGAGGUCCUCCUCGCCCGCUCCAACGCCGACAUGCACGCCAUCAAGGCCCGCUACCAGCAGCUCUACGGCCGGAGCCUGGAGGCCGACGUCCGCGGCGACCUCUCGAUGAAGACCGAGCGCCUCUUCGACAUGGUCAUGGCGGCCCGCCGCGCCGAGGACACCGCGCCCGUGCUGCCCCACGACACCGACCGCGACGUCCGCGACAUCUACGCCGCCACCGAGGCCCGCGCCGGCGCCGACCAGAUGACCGUGUGCGCCAUCCUCACCGCCCGCAGCGCCGGCCAGCUCCGCGCCGUCGCCGCCGCCUACCGCGCCCGCUACCAGCGGCCCCUGGCCGAGGUCCUGCGCAAGGAGUUCUCCGGCCACAUGGAGGACGCGCUGCUGCACAUCCUCUCCGCCGCCGAGGAUCCGGCCGCCCACGACGCCCACCUGAUGGAGGCCGCCAUGAAGGGCCUGGGCACCAAGGACGCCAUGCUCCUCCGCCGCGUCGUCGUCGUCCACUGGGACCGGGACCGCCUGGGCCAGUGCAAGGGCGCCUACCGCCACCACUACGGCCGCGACCUGGUGCAGCGCGUGCGGGACGAGACGAGCGGGGACUACCAGAAGCUGCUGGUCGCGUGCCUGGGCGAGCGGGUGUGAGGGAAACCUUUUUCUUCCAGGAUCCCCUCUCCCCUUUCUUUUGUUUUUCCCCCUCUUUCUUUCUUUCUUGUCUUCGUCUUGGGAUUUGUAGGCCAAGCGAGAUCGCCUUUUUUUUUGCCCCUCCGCUUUCUAUAUAUCCAAGUGUCUGGAUGUGAAU
This is a messenger RNA of Dissoconium aciculare CBS 342.82, 1649 nucleotides long. RefSeq names its product Annexin. Lineage: Eukaryota; Fungi; Ascomycota; Dothideomycetes; Mycosphaerellales; Dissoconiaceae. Gene Ontology annotation, cellular component: cytoplasm. The transcript has 3 exons. Bases 119 to 1492 code for a protein of 457 amino acids. Gene Ontology annotation, molecular function: calcium-dependent phospholipid binding; calcium ion binding. The record is from RefSeq and is a predicted model, not a curated record.